AUGGAACCGCAGCAGCAGCAGCCGCCGCAAUCACGCCCGGGAGCGGAGGCACCAGCGGCCCAGGAAUCGACCAAUGCCACAGCGAAGGCGACGACGGCCAAAUCACGCGCUCGCCAUCGACGGAAAGAGAAGGACGAAACCGCUUCAGGGACUGCUGAAGAUGACUCGAACAAGCGACGAUGUGUGAGCUCGGCCUGCGUGGCAUGUCGCAAGAGGAAAUCGAAAUGCGAUGGCAAUACACCCGCAUGCGCCGCCUGCUCUCAGGUCUACGGCACUGAGUGCAUCUACGACCCCAACUCGGAUCAUCGCCGUAAAGGCGUCUAUCGAAGCGACGCCGACUCGAUAAAGACUCGAAACUCGACCCUUCAGACGCUCAUUCACGCCAUUCUCAACUAUCCCGAGGAAGAUGUACCGGACCUGGUCCACGAGAUGAGGACAUGCGAGAGCUUGGACAAAGUUGCCGAAAGGGUUGUUGCUCGCGAGCAAGGCCUAGACCUGGACGAUUCCGAUGACCAGCAAGAGGAUCAACACAUACCAAAUUCUACACACACCUCGUCAUCCUCGACUGCGACACCACAGUUCGAGAAGCAAUUGUCGACACGCGUAGGCGAGCUGAGACUCGACGAUGGCUCAGUUCGAUACAUUGGUGGCACUUCAAAUCUGCUGUUCAUGCAGUCGGACAAGGAGUCUCAAGCCUCAUCAGUAUCGGAUGCAUAUCCCCAGCAAGAGAAUCCCGUCACAUCAUGGACCAACCAGACUGCGGAUCCUGAGCUGGUCAUGCAUCUGGUCAACAUGUACUUUACAUGGCACUACACUUUCUUCACAUGCUUGCCCAAGCACCUCUUUCACCGCGACUUCAUGCGAGGAAGACCACCACCCGAUACCCGGCGAAAGACUGAGUACUGCACUCCGCUACUGGUAAAUGCUAUACUCGCCCUAGGUUGCCAUUUCACAUCAUUACCUGGCGCUCGCGAAAACCCAGAAGAUUCAGCCACUGCUGGUGACCACUUCUUCCGCGAGGCCAAACGGUUGAUCAUGGAUAACGAUGAGUACGAAAGGCCCAAGAUGACCACCGUCCAGGCUCUAGCACUCAUGAGUGUACGCGAGGCCGGCUGUGGCCGAGAAGCCAAAGGCUGGGUCUACUCAGGCAUGAGCUUCCGCAUGGCUUGUGAUAUGGGCUUAAACAUCGACUCUUCGGGCUUGGCCCAUGGCACUGACCGUGCUAUUGAUUCCGAAGAAGAAGACGCUCGACGGAUCACCUUCUGGGGAUGUUUUCUGUUCGACAAGUGCUGGUCAAAUUACUUGGGUCGUCUACCACAAUUGCCUAGUUCAGCCAUCACUGUGCCCAAGUUUGACGUCUUUCCAGGCGAAGACAGUGCCUCUUGGGCGCCAUAUACUGAUUCGGGCUUCAUGAGCGCCCGCGCUCAGCCUGCACGUACACGCACAGUGGCCUUGCAGAUAUCCGUUCUGUGCGAAAUCAGUAAUGACCUUAUGCGACAUUUCUACAACCCGAGCGACAUGGACAAGAGUCGCGGUCGACAGGCGGAACUCAAAAUGUUGAGUGAUAUCCACACCCGUCUCGAGACGUGGCGUCGCAACCUGCCGGCUGAGAUGGAGCCCAAGGAAGGCGGUCUCAGUAGUGUGUUGACGAUGCACAUGUUCUUCCAACUUCUUUUCAUUCACCUCUUCCGUCCCUUCCUCAAGUACAAUCAGAGCACAUCACCGCUACCGGCAAAUGUCAGUCCACGAAGGUUGUGUACACAAGCUGCCGCCAUGAUCUCAAAACUCAUGCGUCUGUACAAGCGAUCACACGGUUUGAGACAGAUCUGCAAUGUGACUGUCUAUAUUAUGCAUUCGGCAUGUACCAUCCAUCUGCUGAAUCUGCCAGACAAGAAUGCUCGUCGCGAUAUCAUUCACGGCAUCAAGCAUCUAGAAGAGAUUGGAGAGGGCUGGCUUGGCGCACGUCGCACAUUGAGCAUUCUGUCCGUCAUGGCGAGAAAGUGGAAGGUCGAGCUACCUGAGGAAGCAGCGACUGUACUCGCACGUGCCGAUGCCAAGUUUGGCGCCCAUGGCACAGAUACACCAAGCCCAAUGGCGCGACGAGAGUCCAUCAUGACAAUGAUGGGAGCUUCAGAAGCCCAGCCAGCACAAAGAGCGCAGCAACCAAUGUCACAACCACGCGCUGCCUGGACACCGGCACAGCAAGCGAUGCUCGCCAAUUCUUCUGCUCCCAUGUAUGGGCAGGUCCCGUUCAAUGCUGCACAAUCAGCUGCAAGCCCAUUCAGCCUACCUCCUCAAUCAGCUUCCGAUCUACGUGCAACGAACUACCCGUCCUCACAAUCUACGCCCUUCACGAACGGUCUACAACCCAUCAACUCUGCCGAAUCACCGGCGGGAACCUACACCGCCGCAGCAAGCCCAUCAGACAUGUUCGGUGGUGUCGAGCAACUACUACGCGAAAGUCAAGAUUGGGUCUUCCGCGACCAAGCACAACUGGCCUCAGGCUUUGGGAACUGGGGCGGGCUCGACAUGGGUGUUGCAUCUUUGGGCCAGAGUCCAGUCAAUACGGGGCCGGCUCUCGGGGCAUACCCAUCUGGUGCUGGAUACGCUUCUGUGAUUGGUAGUGUGGGGAUUGGAGGACAACAGCAACAACAACAACAAUCUCAGCAGCAGCAACAGGAUGGAUUUGAGACUAUGACGAGUUAUGAUGAGAGGGAGUGGUAUCAAUGA
Messenger RNA from Aureobasidium pullulans EXF-150, 2730 nucleotides. RefSeq lists its product as uncharacterized. The transcript has a single exon. Gene Ontology annotation, biological process: DNA-templated transcription; regulation of DNA-templated transcription. Lineage: Eukaryota; Fungi; Ascomycota; Dothideomycetes; Dothideales; Saccotheciaceae. The coding region runs from base 1 to 2730 and encodes 909 amino acids. The record is from RefSeq and is a predicted model, not a curated record. Gene Ontology annotation, molecular function: DNA binding; DNA-binding transcription factor activity, RNA polymerase II-specific; zinc ion binding.